Molecule: messenger RNA, 2472 nt
Organism: Erythranthe guttata (spotted monkey flower)
Lineage: Eukaryota; Viridiplantae; Streptophyta; Magnoliopsida; Lamiales; Phrymaceae
Source: RefSeq, a predicted model, not a curated record
AUGGACGCAAAUUCUACAUAUACCGAGGCAAAAGGUCUUACCUAUGCAGAAUUCCCCGCGAAAUUCGUCUGGAAACAGCCUUUACGUGCAUGGACUCCCAGAAAGAAAGGAUUCUCUGUUGGAAGAAUUCAUUACGUAGCCCCCGGAAGUGGUGAAUUAUAUUAUUUGAGAAUCUUACUCAAUAUAAUUAGGGGGCCUUCUUCUUAUAUUGAGUUAAGAACCAUCAAUAAUGUGGUUUAUCCUACGUUUAGAGAUGCUUGCUAUGCAAUUGGUUUGUUAGAUGAUGAUAAGGAGUACAUAGAUGGUAUUGAAGAAGCAAGCCAUUGGGGGUUUGCUAAAUUCCUACGAAAUAUGUUCACAACUCUUCUAUUGUCGAAUCAAAUGGCACGGCCUGAAUAUGUUUGGGAUAAAACAUGGCAUUUUUUGAGUGACGAUAUCCUGCGUACGCAAAGAACUAUACUGCAACGUGAAGAUUUGCAGCUUCAUGAAGAUGAUUUGAAAAAUUUUGCCCUAAUGGAAAUUGAAAAAAAGAUGCGAAGUAGCAAUAAGAGUCUAGCUGAUUUUCCAACAAUGCCGUUCCCAAACAUGUCUCUUCUCCCACAAGUUGAAAAUAGACUUAUCUAUGAUGAACUUAAUUAUGACAGAAGUGCAUUAGCUGCCGAACAUUCAGAGUUAUUGUCAAGUCUCAAUGACGAACAAAGGAUUGUCUAUGAUAAAAUUAUGGUUCGUGUAAAUGAAAGACAUGGUGGUUUAUUCUUCCUUUAUGGUUACGGAGGUACUGGCAAGACCUAUAUUUGGAGAACUCUUUCGGCAGCUUUAAGGUCAAAAGGUGAAAUAGUACUCACAGUCGCAUCGAGUGGGAUAGCAUCUUUACUCAUUCCUGGUGGAAGAACAGCUCACUCAAGGUUUGCCAUUCCUUUUAAUGUUCAUGAAGAAUCUACUUGCAACAUUGCAUGUGACUCCCCUUUGGCGGAGUUGAUAACGAAAGCGAAACUCAUCAUUUGGGAUGAAGCUCCGAUGAUUCACAAGCAUUGUUUUGAAGCCGUACAUCAAUCUUUGAAGGAUAUCCUAAGCCAGUCUGAUCCUGAAAAUGAGAACAAACCAUUUGGUGGCAAAACAGUUGUUUUUGGAGGUGAUUUUAGACAAAUAUUGCCUGUCGUGCCAAAAGGAACAAGACAACAAGUUGUGUCGGCGAGCAUAAAUUCCUCACAUUUGUGGCAGCAUUGUGAAGUGUUAACAUUAACAAAAAAUAUGAGGCUUUCUUCAACAAGUUCUAAUUGCGAGGAACUGAAGAACUUCUCAGAUUGGGUGUUAAGUAUAGGCGAUGGUACUAAUGGUGAUGACAAUGAUGGAGUUAUGGACAUUGAGAUACCUGAUGAUUUGCUCAUACAAUCGUCAGGUAACCAUUUAGCGUCUAUUGCUGAAGAAACUUACCCAAAUUUGCUCGCUAAUAUCAUGGAUUCUGAAUACUUACAACAACGAGCAAUAUUGGCACCUACUAAUGAAAUUGUUGAGAAGGUGAACGAUUACAUGCUGUCUUUGGUUCCGGAAGAGGAAAAGGUUUAUCUUAGUUUCGAUAGUCCAUGUACGGCGAAUGAAAGUGUCGACUCACAUCAUGACAUUCAUACUCCAGAGUUUUUGAAUACUAUUACAUCUUCAGGUCUGCCAAACCAUGAAUUAAAGCUGAAAAUAGGUGUUCCUGUUAUGUUAUUGAGGAAUAUAGACCAGUCCAAUGGGUUGUGUAAUGGUACAAGAUUGACCAUUACUAGGUUGGGAAAUCGCGUUUUAGAAGCAAAAAUAAUAUCAGGCUCUAAUGUUGGACAGAAGGUCUUCAUUCCAAGAUUGUCGUUAACGCCGUCAGACAGUAGGAUUCCGUUUCACUUUCAGAGGAGACAAUUUCCCAUUGUUCUUUCCUUCGCUAUGACAAUAAAUAAAAGCCAAGGUCAAUCCCUCCAAAAUGUUGGUCUAUAUCUUGAAAAGUCUGUUUUCUCUCACGGACAACUAUAUGUAGCUAUUUCGAGGGUUACCAGUCGAAAGGGUUUGAAGAUACUUAUAGUUGACAAAGAAGGAAAUACUUCAAAAAAUACAACAAACGUUGUUUAUAAAGAAGUAUUUCAAAAUUUAAGGAAGAUCAUGCUCAUGCUAAUGUGGCAAAUUUCCGGCUUCCCAUGUGCUCAUGCUACUUGCGUCUUAAACAAAUCGAAUACGGAAGGAUACAAUUAUGUGGACAAUUACUUUCAUGUUUCGUCGUACAUACAAAGUUAUGCUAAAGUUAUUUUUCCAUUUGCUAGGCCUAUUACGGAUCCGCCGUUGGCUGUCAUUGGUCCACCUGAGUUCCAGCCGAAACGUGGUAGACCAAAGACGAAAAGAAUUGCUUCUAGGGGUGAGAACGUAGCGGGGAGGAUGAGGUGUAGUCACUGCAACCAGGUUGGAUCCCACAACAAAAAGACGUGCACACGGGCUAUUCAGUAG